This is a messenger RNA of Stylonychia lemnae, 1488 nucleotides long. The record is from the annotation of a GenBank genome assembly. Lineage: Eukaryota; Ciliophora; Spirotrichea; Sporadotrichida; Oxytrichidae.
AUGUCUGAACAACAAUUAGAGCUUAAAUUAGCAUCUUAGUUAUCUAAGUUAAUGGAAGAAGAUGAUGAUGAACAAAAUCAACCUUUUCUUGCUCAGAGUGGUUCAAGGGACUAUGAAAAGCCAUAGCUUAAGCAUUAGAGAAGUAUAUUAGAUGAUUUCGCAAAUGGAUUUAUGCCAGAAGAAAUCUUGAAUAGAGAUAUGGAUGAUGAUCAUUUUAGAAGUGAUGAACUUAAAGAAAAAAUUGGUGCUGAUGCCAAAAACAACGAAGGUUCAUAGUCAAAUAAGGCGAAAUCUCAAAGUCAUAAAUCUGUAGAUAUAGAUGAGUCAUUCAAGGAUUUCUAAUCAGAACUUGAUCAGUUAGGUCAGCUUGACGUGGAUCAAUUAGAUAAUAUACUUACUCUCGCAGAUAAUUUGGCGAUCUAAUUAGCUUACAAAACAUCAGCUAAAAUGAACAAUAUUAAGUCCAAAGUUCAGUCCUAGAUUGAUGCUGAAAAGAAGAAGAUUACUGCUUAAUUUUUGAAGCGAAAGAGAAUUUUAGAGCAGUACAUGAAUAAAGCACCCAUUGUAAGAUUUAUGGAUAAGAUAUUCUUUAUCGUUGGAGUAUUGUUACUGAUAGCUACAACCUAUAUGCUUGGUAGAUAUCCUAACAAGCAUUACUACACUUUCCACAUUUAUACUGUAACUACGUUAGUUGUGAUCAGAUUAUUCAACUACAGAAUAAAAAGAUGGCAUUAUUAUCUGUUUGAUUUUUGCUACUUCGCUAACACUUUGAUCAUCUAUUAUCUAGUUAUAGAUCCAAAGAAUGAUAUCUUGUUUAGAAUAUUCUUUGUCUAUGCAAAUGGGCCCUUUGGACUAGCUAUUCCAGCUUUUAAGAACUCUAUGAUCUUCCACAAAUUGGACAACCUUACAUCGAUUGCUAUUCAUUUGAUCCCAUUAGUAACUUCUUAUAAUCUUAGAUGGACGACUCUUUUUUAUGAGAGAAGCCUACCCGAGGGAGAGAGAUACUUCUUGAACAUAGAUGAAGAUAAUGAAAAGUUUACCCUCAAUUUCUUGUUCAAAAUGUUCUUCAUUCCAUUUGCUGUUUACAUUUUGUGGGCAUUCUUAUAUUACAUGAAAGUCUUCAUAAUAUCCUCGAAGAAAAUCAAGGAAAGAAAUUAUGAAACAAUGUAUAUCUACUACUACAACUAGGCUUGGGCUAAGAAGAUUCUUGAUAAGGCUGGCCCAUAAUUCGGUCCAAUUGUCUUCAUGUCCUUCCAUGUUGGAUUCUUUAUUCUAUCUUCUGGCUUUGCCAUUAUUGCUUUUAACUCAUUCUGGGUUCACACCAUUUUAACUUUGAUCUGGACUAUCAUGAGUAUUUGGAAUGGAGCUAACUUUUAUAUGGAGUACUUCUCAAGAAAGUAUGAAGCAAAUCUCAAAAUGCUCGGAUAGAUUGAAUAACAGCUCACUUUAGAUGCCAAAUAAGAGGCCACUGAGUCGAAUAAAUAAUGA